UACAUUUACCUUUUCGAACCCACUAAUCUACAUAAUGUUGUGAUAUUGUCCAAUGUAGAUAAUGUUCCUUACCUAACUCAUGAUCCUCAAGCUUAUUUAAUUAACUAAAUUCGGACUAUUCCCAAUAAUCCUCAAGCUUUACUUUUAUUUAUUUAUGAUUAGUGUAGUUUACGAAGGAACUAACAAAGCAUAACAUAAUGAUUGCUUCAAAGGUGCACUAUAGAUUUAAGCUGUUGGAAGAGACACUGUACCUAACAGUCAACCUCAUCGAUAGAUUCUUAGCCGUUCAUUCAGUGGCGAAGAAGAAUCUCCAGCUAGAGGAGGUUUGCUUUCCUGGUAUGGAAGAUUUUAUUCAGAUAUCUGAGAAGGCCUUCGAAGUAAAAGAAAUUCUAAACAUGGAGACGUUGAUGUUGAACACCUUACAGUUCAAGCUGUCUGUUCCGACACCCUAUGUCUUCAUGAAGAGGUUUCUCAAAGCUGCUCAAUCUGACGAAGAGCUGGAGCUGCUGUCGUUCUUCCUGAUGGAGCUCUGUCUUUUGGAAAGUGUAAUGGUGAAGUAUAAACCUUCAUUACUGGCUGCUGCUGCUGUGUUCACUGCUCAAUGCACCAUUAAGGGCUUGAAAGAAUGGAGCAAAACCAGUGAAUGACACACUGAGUAUUCACAGGAACAACUUGUAGAGUGCUCAAGGCUGAUGGUGGGGUUCCAUCAGAAAGCAGGGACAGGAAAAUUGACUGGAGUUCAUAGGAAGUAUAGGACAUCCAAGUUUGGAUAUGCUGCGAGAAGUGAGCCAACAAGCUUUCUGUUGGAAGAUUAACAGGUUCAGGGAGAUUAUUCUUUGUGUGUGCAUAUGUGAAAGAAACAAAGUCUAUUCUUUUCAAUCAUCUU
This is a messenger RNA of Cucurbita moschata (crookneck pumpkin), 886 nucleotides long. Its product is annotated as cyclin-B2-3-like. The transcript is spliced from 4 exons. The record is from RefSeq and is a predicted model, not a curated record. Gene Ontology annotation, biological process: regulation of cyclin-dependent protein serine/threonine kinase activity; mitotic cell cycle phase transition. NCBI's taxonomy places the organism in Eukaryota, Viridiplantae, Streptophyta, Magnoliopsida, Cucurbitales, Cucurbitaceae. Gene Ontology annotation, molecular function: cyclin-dependent protein serine/threonine kinase regulator activity. Gene Ontology annotation, cellular component: nucleus; cytoplasm; centrosome. The coding region runs from base 198 to 647 and encodes 149 amino acids.